GUAAGGAAUCGAAAUCUGUGAAUCUGACGCAUUAUGGGGAAGAUAAUAACUACCUCAAAACCUCUCAUUCUCCAUUCAAAGUUCCUCUGUUUCUCUCUGUUCUAUCUCUUCUCUUCCCUCUCUCUUGCUCUCUACACCUUUCUCUCUCAAUCCAAAUGCCUCCUCCGAUCAUCCCCCUUCGAUCCUAUCCAUUCCUCUCUCUUUUCCUACAAUUCCUCUUAUCAUCCCCACAAGUAUGCCGCUUCAACCACUCGCUCCACCUGCUCUUCCCCUGUUUUCUUCUCAGAUUACUGGGAUGCUUUGAAGGAUGUCCAGAAUUUCCGCGAUCAGUCUUCAUCUUCCCCGCGUGUUCUUAAGUAUAUGCAGGGGAAUUCUGACAGUUUCGGUGGGAAUUUCAGUGCCAAGAGAAGGUUUUCUUAUUUCGAUCAUCAAAAUGAUGACCGGAAAAUUCCUUGUGGAUUCCUCAAGAAAUUUCCAAUCCUAGAUUCUGAUCAAAUGGCGAUGGAGAAAUGUGAUGGUCUGGUGGUAGUUUCAGCCCUCUUCAACGACCACGACAAGGUGAGACAACCAAGAGGCUUAGGAUCCAAAACAUUAGACUAUGUAUGUUUCUUCAUGUUCAUAGACGACAUCACCCUCAAAGGGCUUCAAUACCACGGAAUAGUUUCAUCAGAAUCAACAGAAUACAAGGUAGGAGCAUGGAGGCUUGUGAAGGUUUCAAGGGAGGAUUUGUAUGAGAACCCAGCAAUGAAUGGAGUGAUACCCAAAUAUUUAGUUCACAGGCUGUUCCCAAACUCCAAGUUCAGCAUAUGGGUCGAUGCGAAGCUGCAAUUAGUGGUGGAUCCAUUGUUGCUGAUACACUCACUGGUGAUAUCUGAGAAUGUGGACAUAGCCAUAUCAAAACACCCUUAUUAUGUUCAUACAAUGGAGGAAGCCAUGGCCACCGCGAGGUGGAAGAAAUGGUGGGAUGUUAACGCCUUGAAGUUGCAGAUGGAGACCUAUUGUGACUAUGGCCUCCAACCUUGGAGCCCCUCCAAGCUGCCCUAUGCCUCAGAUGUACCGGACAGUGCUCUGAUACUUAGGAAGCAUGGACUGAGAAGCAACCUGUGGUCGUGUCUGAUUUUCAACGAGUUGGAAGGAUUCAACCCGAGAGACCAACUGGCAUUUGCGUUUGUGAGAGAUCACAUGAGACCAAAGCUGAGGCUCAACAUGUUUGAGGCUGAAGUCUUCGAACAAGUGGUGGUCGAGUUUCGACACAAUCUCAGGCACGCCCAUCAAGUGUCGAACAGGAAGGCUGCCACCCGAACCAGAAGAGUAGGAUCUGAUUUGCCGUACGUGAAUGGCAGCAAGUGUCACAAGUAUCUUUCUGUUAUGUGGGACGAUGAUGAUCAGUGAUCUGAUCACUACUUUCUUUGUCACCCAUCACUGCUUUCUUGCUCACAAGCCAAGAAUUCGCAAUUUAUUAGUGUAUAUUAUAUUCAAGAAGAGGAUGAAACGUGGAGCUGUAAAGAAACAGGAUCUUAUGGUUGAUUAGAGUAUUCUAAACUCAUCAUAUCUGAAUCGUUUGUAUCUUAUUUGAAUAA
Neltuma alba is the source of this 1580-nucleotide messenger RNA. RefSeq lists its product as uncharacterized. NCBI's taxonomy places the organism in Eukaryota, Viridiplantae, Streptophyta, Magnoliopsida, Fabales, Fabaceae. The coding region runs from base 34 to 1392 and encodes 452 amino acids. The transcript has 4 exons. The record is from RefSeq and is a predicted model, not a curated record.